GUCAGUAUCAGCCAGCGAUCCGAGAUCAUCUACGCCUUUUAUAAUCAACCACAUCUACCUCGGCCCCUGCGAGCCCCCUCGAGCGCUCAACACAGCGGACAUACCGCGAGCCAAAUCCUGAAACAUUGACCCGCCCGUCCUCAUCAUGUCGACCGGCGCAGCUACCAGAGCGGGUACAAACCUCGACGUCCUCAUGAACAUCAUGGCCGUCGGAAACCUAUCCUCUCCCGACCUGUUCCACUGCCUCCUCACCUCCUCGACCUUCUUCCACGCUGCCGCCCCCGCCUUAUACCACACUCUCCCCAUUUCCCACGCUUGCUUCCCCCUGGAGGGCGCUACAAAGUUUACCAAAACCUCCCGCGCCCGACCCCCCAGCACCGUCACCUCGCCUCACUCGCCUUACUGUAAAGACAAACUCCUCCAACUCGUGCGCAAAGUCUUGCUCGAAUACACCCGCUUCUCCCCAGGGCAUACCAAGCAGUACUGGGAUACUGGGUUUCUGUGCUAUCCGCUCCCGAAUGUGUGGGCUGUCAUCGUCGAGCCCCAGGACACCAACCCGCUUUUCACGCAGUCGUCGCCGCUUUCGUGGCCGCUUGUGAUGUGCUUGUGCAUGGGGGCGACGCAUAUCUUUAUGGGGCCGUAUACGUAUAGCCGCGACUCUUUCGGCGAUGCGGAGAUUUACAUCCCUCCCCUGCCCAUGCUCAAGACUGUCUGCCUGUCUGUACCGGUCGACGAAGCCGACAACGCCGCGGCGCUUUUGGAACACUGCAUAGAGUCUCAAUCUUCCCAUACAUUCACAGAGCUCCAUCUCUACCUCUGGGACGACAUCACCUUCAUCGACGAUCCCCUGUCCCUCUCCCCCGAAUACACCUCCUUCUCCACCGCCAGCCUCGAGUCUCUCAAGCUCCAAACGACGCAGAACAUCCUACCCUUCGCGUCUUGGUCUGAGGAACUGGCAAGUCUGCUGUCAGUGUGCGGGUACUGGACUUGGACCAAGUCUGUUUCUGUGUACGGCCUGCCCGAGAUAGUUGAGCGCUACAAGGCAAUAACAGCAUCGGACGAGCGUUUCACAAAGAUCGACCUCAAUUUCUUCGAUACCUUUAUCAAGAAGGCUGCUGAUGACCGGAAGGCAGCAAGCGGGUCGGAUGCGGCCUCACUUCCUGAGCGGCCCACGCCCCUGGCUUUCCAUUCGGCGGAGGAAAUGUAUAAGAAGAAUUGGAGUGGGGUGUGGGCGGAGGGGGAGGAGAGGUAUUAUGAGCAUGUUGUCAAGCCGUCAGAUGAGUUGGUGGCGCUGAGGGAGAUAGCGGCAGAAACGACAGGCCAGCCGGUUGUCACUUUCCUCACCCUCUGUCUCUCCGAACUCCGACACGUCCUCUACCUUACCGAAAACCCCCCUUCAGAGAUGGAAGGCGGUUCCCUCCCUCCCAAAGGAUGGGACCAACUUCACUGGGACGACGACGACCUCAAUCUCCCGGUCGAAGAUGAGAGCGAUCCGAGCUCGGACGAGGAAGCGAGUGAAGAUGAGUUUUUGAAGCCGUGGGCGAAGGGAGUGCCGUGGACGGCGAGGUCGGCCGAGUUGCAGGUGGAGGGGAUGGAUUUGGAUUAUGAGGGGUAUGAGAUGGAGGAUGUUGAUGGGGUAUAUGUGGAGGAGGAGAGGAACAUGAGGGUUGGGGAGAUGGGGUAG
Molecule: messenger RNA, 1684 nt
Organism: Cryptococcus amylolentus CBS 6039
Lineage: Eukaryota; Fungi; Basidiomycota; Tremellomycetes; Tremellales; Cryptococcaceae
Exons: 2
Coding region: 146-1684 (512 amino acids)
Source: RefSeq, a predicted model, not a curated record